AUGGUGACCCCUGAUUCUGAUGUGAGGAUUGUGCUUCUGGGUAAAACUGGAUCAGGAAAGAGUUCAACAGGAAACACCAUUCUUAGACGUCUGGCAUUUAAAGUGGAGUCCUCCCAUGAAUCUGUCACCAAGAAAAGUGAGAGAUUUAGCAGCAAUGUUGGGGAACGAAAAGUCUGUGUGAUUGACACUCCAGGCCAUUUUGAUACAAGGAAAUCUGAAAAAGAAAUGAAAGCUGAGUUGGAAAACGCCCUGGAACUUGCUUUUCCUGGUCCUCAUGUGUUCCUGCUGGUGUUCAGACUGGAUAUAAAGUUCACAGACGAAGAGAAGAAGACUGUGGAGUGGUUUGAGGAGAACUUUGGACAGAAUGUCAGAAAAUACACAAUUGCGCUGUUCACUCAUGGAAGCGUGUUGAAACAAAAUGAGAAAACAAUAGACAAAUACCUGAAAAGAGGUUCAGACUUGAAAAUACUAGCUGAUUCUAUGGCUGAAUGUCAUGUUUUUGAAAAUGAAGAUGAUGAUGAGGACCAAGUCACAGAGCUGCUAGAAAAGAUAGAUGAAUUGAAGAAAAGGAAUGACAGCCAAAUGUAUACCAAAGACAUGUAUGAACGAGCUCAGAAAGAGUUACAGAAAAAGAAAUCUGCUGGAAUAGGUAGAGUUGCAGGAGUGACAGCAGUUGCAGGAGGAGGGACAGCAGCAGCAAUCUUGGUAGGAUUUGAAUUGGCAAAAGUAAAAGCAGAAGUGGCUGGGGCUGCAGCAGGUGCAAUAGCUUUAGCAGCGGGAGCACUGGCAGCAGCAUGGUACUUAAGGAAGCAGUCUGCAGAGGAAAAGAAAGGAAAUUAAAUAAAGUA
This is a messenger RNA of Colossoma macropomum (tambaqui), 848 nucleotides long. Its product is annotated as GTPase IMAP family member 4-like. Gene Ontology annotation, molecular function: GTP binding. The transcript is spliced from 2 exons. NCBI's taxonomy places the organism in Eukaryota, Metazoa, Chordata, Actinopteri, Characiformes, Serrasalmidae. The coding region runs from base 1 to 840 and encodes 279 amino acids. The record is from RefSeq and is a predicted model, not a curated record.